This is a messenger RNA of Candida albicans SC5314, 1398 nucleotides long. RefSeq names its product Emp46p (gene EMP46). Gene Ontology annotation, cellular component: endoplasmic reticulum-Golgi intermediate compartment; endoplasmic reticulum membrane; COPII-coated ER to Golgi transport vesicle. Gene Ontology annotation, biological process: Golgi organization; endoplasmic reticulum to Golgi vesicle-mediated transport; endoplasmic reticulum organization. NCBI's taxonomy places the organism in Eukaryota, Fungi, Ascomycota, Pichiomycetes, Serinales, Debaryomycetaceae. The record is from RefSeq and is a predicted model, not a curated record. The coding region runs from base 1 to 1398 and encodes 465 amino acids. Gene Ontology annotation, molecular function: D-mannose binding. The transcript has a single exon.
AUGUUGUACCAUAUAUUGCUAUUGAUCCAUGUGGCUUUGGCAGUUGUUCCAAACAUCCCCAAAAUAUCAUCUCAAUUGCUGCCCAACCCACACUAUUCAUUACCAAAUUUGUUGUCCAUAGAAUCUAAAGAAGACAUCAACAACUUUGACAUUUCCAAUAAUAUUCAAUUUGACAACGGUAGACUAUUAUUAGGAGAGUUAGGUUCAAUCUGGGGGAAAUACAAGAUCCCCACUCUCAAUAAGCCAUGGACUAUCGAAUUGAUCUUCAGAUCAACAGGAACAAAAGAGGAUAGAAAAUAUGAAGACAACAGUUUAAACGUAUGGCUACUCAAUGAAGAUAACAACAAUUUGCCUUUUGAUAGUUUUGAUGGAUUUGAGAUCAGUAUAAAUAACGAAGGCCAGAUUCCAGGAGUAAAACUCUAUAACAAUGAUGGACUGCAAAAUAUCAUUCAUGAUGCUAGUCAUGUAUUGGGAACUUGUAAAUUUCAAUAUUUGGACUCUGAUGUACCUUUCACAUUAAGAAUUUCUUAUGACGCUAACUCAUGGUUCAAGAUUCAGUUGGAUAAUAAUUUAUGUUUCAAAACGAAUCAAAUCUCUAUUCCAUUCCAAGAACUCAAAUUGGGAAUUACAUCCAAAAUAAACCAACAAUCAAAUGAGAAAUUUGAGAUCUUAUCCUUGAAAACAUGGGAACUAUUAACUGCAGAUGCCAUUGAUGACCAUGGGUUAAUGAUUGGUGAUGAAAUCAAAAUUGAUGUUGAAACGGAAGUAAAGAACGAUAACCAGGUCAAACCAAACCACAUCCGUGAAUCGUUAAUGGAAAGAGCACAAAGAUUGAGAAAGGAAGCUAUAGAUUCAGAAAGACAAAACUUGAAGAAUCAAGAUUCAAACACCAACAGCCAGUUAGACUUGAUCCUUUCUAAGUUGAACUAUUUAGAGGUCUCGUUAACUGGGCUUAACGGGGGAGAAGACGACUCGCAAAUACUUUCAAUUAACAAAGAAAUAACAGGAUUGAACAACGUGUUUGCUGAAUUGAAAUCAACAGUUACAGACACAAAGCAAGCAGUAGUUGACUUACAAAACGUUUUAGUCAAACAGUACUCACAAAUGUUGGAUUCAAUAGCACAAUUAAAUCAAAAAGUCAUUGGUGAAGUUCGAGAACAACAUUAUGGAAUGGAGGAGCUAAGCAGAAAAGUUGAUCUAUUAAUGAACAACCAUAAGGAAAUUGCCUACCAAUAUGAAAAGACUCGACAAGACACACAAGGAGAAGCAUCUAAGCUGGGCAAUGUCAUUGACAAGUUGUUGAAAUGGAUUUUAUUCCCGUUGGUAUUGAUUUUAUUGGUAUUGGUGAUAUUUGUUUACCGCCUAAGACAUGACAUCAAACAUUCAAAACUUUUGUGA